AUGAAUAGAUUGGAAAAUUCGUCGAAACAAGAUAAGGAUGACGACAAUGUCCGUGGGAACUGCACGAAACAGAACAAAAUACUGGAAUUGGACCUGGAUUACUUGGAGCGCGGUGGUGUUGGCAACCUGACGGUGAGCGGUGCGCCCAGCGUGGAGCCAAGUCCAGAUAGCUUGGACCUCAUUAAAGUGGUACUGCUGGGCGCGCCAGCCGUUGGCAAAACUAGUAUUAUACAGCAAUUCGUCUGGAGCGACUUUUCGGAAGAAUAUGUGCCAACGGACCGCAAACAUACAUUUUAUCCUUCGGUGAUUAUCAACGAACAUUUGUAUGAAGUUAAAAUAACCGACGUUCCAGUCAUACCUUACUUUCCAAUUAAUUCAUACUACGAAUGGGCUCAUUACAGAUUUUAUGGAUUACGAAACGCCACUGCCUAUAUCCUGGUAUUCGAUCUGUCGAACGUGGAAACGUUUCAGUAUAUUCGAACAUUGAGAGAUCAAAUGGUUGAAAGUAGAGAUAUGAGGAAUGUACCGGUUCUGGUAGUCGGCAAUAAACAGGACCUCCUGUGUAGCACUACACCAUCGGCGGCGAGUGGUCUCCAGCAAUUGGCGAUGGCUGAAAGUGCGUGCGGUGAUUCUAGAGAAAAGAGAAGGAACAUAGUGAACCUUGUUCGCAAACAUUGGAAGUGUGGUUAUGUUGAGUGCUCGGCUAAAUAUAAUUGGCGCGUGAUCGCUGUAUUCAAAGAACUGAUGGAGAUGAUAGAUGCUCUCGAAUGGAGCGGAGGAGGUAGAAGUUCAGAACCACUCCCAGAUUCUUCAACUGGAGGUGGGUCAUCGAACGAAAACCGCUGCACUGUUGCUUAG
This is a messenger RNA of Vanessa atalanta (red admiral), 858 nucleotides long. RefSeq names its product ras-like protein family member 10B. The record is from RefSeq and is a predicted model, not a curated record. The transcript has 3 exons. Lineage: Eukaryota; Metazoa; Arthropoda; Insecta; Lepidoptera; Nymphalidae. Bases 1 to 858 code for a protein of 285 amino acids. Gene Ontology annotation, molecular function: GTP binding; GTPase activity.